CAGGACGGAGGGUGAAAUCAAAUCAAAUUUUAAAUUGUCUUGAUUUGACCGUUUCUGGAAAAAUUUACAAAUUGUUGGGUUGGCGCGCCAAUCGUUUUAAGACAGUUUGACCUUAAAGUGCUCAGCAAUCUCCACCAAUGAAUGAUUCGUUGCCUAGUUUUCUUGAUCAGUUGACCAUCUGAUCCUAGUCUUGAACUCAAGAUUCCAUAAAUCUGACGCUUGUGUUAUUACUGAUUAUUUUAUGUUGAUUUGCUUAAUAAAUACUCACCUUAUGUUCUCUGUUUCAGCCCUCCCCAUUUACUCUUCAUGCUACCCUAGUACAUGAAGUACCUUCUGGCUAGACGACAACCGCUACAAUCUUAACCUUAUGGCUUUAUCGUUUGACGACAAACUUCUUGGAGAAAAGGUCCAUAAUUACUGUAGCAGCAGUGAAGGCGAAGAGGACAGUGGCGAGAGUGGGAAGGAAAGUAACCCUUCUACUGUUGUUCCGAAAAGUUUAAACCCCCAAAAUAUAUCCUAUCUUGGCUCUCCACAGACUGGACCAAAGGGUGUAGUUGCUGAUUAUAAACGUUUUAAAAGACUGGAAAGUGAACGGAACGCUGAGAAAGAACGAAAACUUGUCGAAUAUACCAAACAGCAUUCCUUUAGUUGCAGACCUUAUAGUAAAGAUGAAAAGGAAGAUGAACAUACCCAUUCGACCUUAAACGCUUCAGAUGAUAGCGACGAUAACUUUUUGACUCAAUAUCGACAGAACAGAAUAAAUGAACUAAGAAAAGCCAACGAAAGUUUACCCACUUUCAACAAGAUCUACGAUCUGGUAGCGGAUACAUUUAUUGAGGAGAUAGAUAACACAAACAAGAACACGACUGUUAUUGUUUUUAUAUAUGAAAAUGGCAAUAAAUCAUGUGCAAAAGUCAACACUUGUCUCGAAAAAAUAUAUCACGGUUAUCCUCAUGUGAAGUUUUGUAGAAUCCGAGCUUCUGAGGCUCAUCUCAGUUACCGAUUCUCUCACCGUGGUGUUCCUGCUAUUGUGGUCUACAAAAAUGGAGAGCUGAUAGGGAAUCUACUUUCCAUUACUAAGGAUCUUGAUCUGGAGUUCUAUCCAAACGAUCUGGAGAAUUACUUAGUUGAGUAUGGAUUUCUGCCUGAUAAAACAGUUGUUCAGUCUACUUCAGUGAUAAAUUCGUGUUCUCAUCUUUGUAAAAAAAAUUAAAUCCUUUAUUUUGUGUGCAUUGAAUAUAAAUUCAAAAGUAUUUUGACUCAAUUAUAUACAUCUUCCCUUCUAAGUACAUAAUUGUUCCUUUUAUGUGACCCUACGCAAUUAAUGUUUUUAUGUUACUUAAAAAUAUUAAACCUUGUAAUGAUUGUUAUAUCUUAAAAUCGGUAGUUUUCUUAAGAACUGUUUCUUUUUAACGUAUUAGAAUAUGUUGCUUAUGAGAGUAGAAAUAUUAAGAUGUGAGAGUUUUCAUUUUAUCUUUGAUUAAUUUCACUGAAUUAACGCUAUUAAGUUCACUUCUGUUUCACUAGUAUUGAUCAUCUUGAAUUUGGAGUUGGAUUCAUAUAUAUGACGCAUAAAAAGGAUAAUGAAACUCCAUUUAUGUAUAAAAACAACGAUAUUGUACCAGAUGCAUAAAGAUCCACGGGGAUCAAUCUUGAUAUAUCAAAAUAAUGUCAUGGCAUUAGUUUUUACAUCAUAUUGCAUUUUCAUUACAUUAAUCGUAUAUACUUAUUUCAUGUCAGCCACCUAAAAUGUUGAUUAGACCACUUACCAAUAAUAACCGACUGGUCUGAAUACGUCUACCAAAUAAGCAACAGCUCUAAUUUAUCGCAUAGAAAUUUAUUUGUGCAACUCAGUGUGCACGGAUUUAUACAAGGGGUUUGUAACCAAAUUAAGAAUGAUGGCUAGUGAUGCAACCUGGUUCCCUAGACAGAAGUGAAGCAAUGUUUGAACUCAUGGUUCAGUGGUUAAAAACCAGUUACUGUAAUCACUAAGCCAUUACUACUUAAGUUUUAAGAUGGUCAGAAGUUGUAUACUACACUAGCCAGUUAUCAAACUAUUUAAACGGAGUCAACAUUGACAAUCCCGUACUACAGGAAUCCUUGUUUUACAGAAACAUACACAAAAACCAACAUGCUGAUUGGCACUUGGAUAAUUAUUUUGUAUGUCCCAAUGACUAGAAUUAUUGGGAAAUGGUGUUCCUGAGAGAUACAGUAUAAUGUCAUAAUAGAUUUUAGAAGUUACGCAAUUAAUAGCUCUUCGAUCUGAAGACUUGUUUGUUAUUAGAGUGCCGUGUAAAAAUGAUUCGGCUGUCGUGAUAUGCGAAAAUCUAGACAUCUAGUUAUUGAUAUAAACUAGUCUGUACAGGUUGAGCUAAAUAACCAAGAGGGGGAGGUACUAGUUAUUAUUAUUGGUAGCUUUAUUCAAUAUUAUAUUUUUGGUGCAAUCAGGAAUUCUCAGCACAAAGCAUUCCAACAAGAUCCUUUUACAAAACAAAACAAAAACCAAUGACUGAAUACAUAGAUAAAGUAAAUAAGCUAAUUCAAAUUACUGAUGACUUACAACAACGUAUCACUUGAACGCGUAAACAUAUUUUUGAUUAUCUAACAGACUCAAUCAAAUUUUGAACGUUAUAGUAGCUAUGCGUAAACUUUGUGAUGCAAUAUUAGCAUGUGUUCGUACAAUAUAGUACCAUGAAGAAAAAACAAGUUCUAUAAAUAAUCACGGUUGAACUGCUAUUUAUAGACUAACAGAAAAUUUCCUACUUUUUAGUUCUUAGUACUGGUGUCUCUGACUACAAUACAUGGGAAGUAUCAGUUCCUUCAAAAUUCUGAGUAAGUAUUCUUGAUGAUUGUCAACAAGCACAGGGCUUCGUAACUCCAAUCACCUAACAUUAAAGUGCAACCACUUUAACUGAUUUGACACGGAAACACAUUUGUUUUACGAGUUAAUGUUCCCCAAAGGUAGGGUUUUUAUCAAGGGGAUCUCAAUAUUAAUCUGAGUGGUAUCUUGAGUGAAGCUUCAAAUAAAAAGUAUACUGUAGUGUCAACAAAAUGAACUCGUUGUAUACCCGUGGUGUAUUCUUAACUAGCCCAGUUGGAUAAAUUGAUAGCAUUUCAUUAACCAGAUGACUAGAGCAUUAAAGUAUGUGUGCUAUCAGGUCACGACACACUCCAAGCAGGAAAUCCUAGUCCACAUACAAUCAAGCCAUAAAUAGCUGGAGACGGAACACAAGGUGAAUUAGCAAUAAUCAAGGGAUAGUAAGACGUCAAACAGUAAUUAUUAAGUUCAACUGAAGCUUACAACGAGAAAUGUAGGAAGACAAUAAUCCGGAUGCUUAGUAAUUAGGCAAUAGGUGAAGUGAUAAUACAUAAAAUAUUUCGUAGUUACAACUUCCCUAGUAUUCUCUCCGUUAUGUUAGUAUACAUUCUAAGGUUUAUGAUAAUGCUCUAUAAAUUAAUCACAUUAAAUAUAGUAACUUAAAAGUCAGGUCAUGCAUAUAUAAGCUUAUAAUCUUGUCUAUAAGUUGGGGAAACAAGUAGUACAGUGGGCUAUUAUGAGGGUGCUGCAUAUUUUUAUUUAUAAAGGCUUCAAAUUUAGCAAUUCACCCCCGUUUUGAUCUAACUUGAAUAUUAUUCUUGAAGUAGUGAUAGGAAGUACUGUAGUUUAUACACAAUAAUCAGUAAUCAAGUAGUAUUUUGUCGAUAUCUCCCGUAACUGUGAAAAAGCCUUAAAUACAAUCAAUGAUAGAGCCUAAACUCAUUUGCGGCUACAUUUGAUACUUUUCUACACCAAGUAAAAAAACUUAGAAUCAUAUAGAAGCCCUUUACUAUGUCCAGAGUAGGAAAAUUAUCACCCAUGGGACUGAAAUCUCAAAUAUAAACCAUCUUAUCACGACCAAAAGUCAAAAACCAUGGUACUCGACACAAGACAUGGAGGUUUUAGGUGCAAUUCUUCUGAAGAGUCUCAUACUAGGACGAAACAGCUCCCUAGGGAACUCGUAGCUGUUAGUGGUCUUCCGGAUGAUAUUAAUCGAUGACGAAGACCGUCUCCAAAUUCAUCAAGAAAAAUAUGUGGCGCUUCUCACUAAUGAGGUUUGGCCAUCGCAUUAUGUGUGCGGAUGGACGAGAAAAACAGGAUCGAAGAUCAUUCCAAUAGAAUAAAAUCUUUUAUUGUUAUAUGUGUUUUUGUAUACCUUGUUUCCCUCUUCAUCCAGUGGAUAAGAAAAAACACAGAGUAAUUAGAGAAUGCUCAUUACAAAAAAGCAGUCAAUAUGUUUGGAAUUCGAUAAAUCAAUAAAUGGUAAGACAAAGAAAGUGACCCGAGAAAAAAAGUACAAGAUAAGUCCAUGGACAAAGAAAUUACUAAAUAAAUCGAUAAGUGAAAACCAAAACAAACUGUAAACAAAUAGUCUAAUUUAUGGUGAUUGAGAAAUAACUAUGUACAUCUAAAAAAGAAUUUCCUAUCAGGGAUCUGUCCACGAGUGAUGAACAGACAAGUGCACUGACAUGUACAUUGUUAUGAGUUAAUGAUCGGAAGAAAAAAGAACAGGAAUACUUUGAUUUCUGAUUAAAAUUAUGAACACAAUUAGUUUUUCUGUACUAAAGAUUUAGCGAUAUUCACUCUCACAUGGAAAACCAAUUUUUCGAUAGAAAGAAUUCAGUCAUUAAAAUGGUUAAUUGUCAAAAGGAGAAAUGCCUGUAUAAUUUGCAGUAUUCCAUAAAUAUAUGGUAAAUCAUAUUUUCGGAAUCGUUGAUGAGUAUUAAGCAUUAUGCAUUGAUCUUAGUUUCAUUAACUCAUUUGUCAAGGCCUCAAUCUACAAUAAUAAUCAUUAUAAAAUCCAUUAAGAUAUGUAAUUUAUGAAGAUGUGUUUGUUAGUUGGGUUUUAUCACGAAUUGGCAUCAAUUAGAUAAACAAUGAAAGCGAGGGUUGACUACAUAACUGCUUCCUCCAAGUAGUACGAACUCACACCCUAAAUCAACAUCCAGUAUUAUACAUUCUGAAUAUUUGUUAAUUUUCUAUACAGCGAGACAAUCACUCAAAGCCGCUCGUUCAUGGAGGUUGUUAGAUUUCAAGGAAGUUCAUAUCAUCGACUGACUUCAACUAGAGAUAUAUACACAAGCUUUUUAGCACAUAUACGUUAUUAGUUUGAGCAUUUUAUUAACAUCCUUACUGGGUGGGUACAGAAUAUAUGUGUGUCCAAUUAAAUGGUAUAUAAAAAUGUCAAAUGCACUGAUAAGAACAAUCAAAUUUCAACUAUUGGGUUAGAAGUUCGUAACUUGACUUUGCUUAAUUCAGCUUGGAUCGAAAAUUUAUGGUUUGAAGCCAAAUUGGUCAAUACUUGGUUACUAACAAAUGGUUAACUUUUGCAUUUUCAUGAGUAGUCUCAUAGGGCAGGGGUUACGAAAUUACAACAGAAUUAGGUUACAGGUUAAAAUGGAUUUCGAUUUAACCAUCUGAAUGAUAAUUGUGACCCCUGUGGCGGCGUAUAGUUUCAUAAAUUGCUCAGUGAUCAAAUAUUAAUUCAUAAGCUACUCUAAAAUUUAGUUCUGCUUUCGAACUACCAUAAUAUAUUUGGGGGCUGGCAGCAACACUCAUAAGAUCAGGACCGUUGUGCAAUGCCAUUACUGAUUGAAAUAAUUGGCAUAAAUGUCUUUUGAUGCUUGGUAUACUGGAAAAAAAAUGAUAGAAAACCCAUGUACAACGAAUAACUAAUAUAUUUUCCAAGUGGCGAAGCAAAUUCAACCAACACAUAUCUGUGCCGGAUUCUAUAUGGCUUAUAAGUGACUGAUCUUUUGAAAGUUGGGUUUUAAUAGAGGAAAAGGUGUCUAAUCCCUUCAAUGUACUAAUGAUAUCGUCAAAUUUGUCCGUCAGACUGCUUUAGAAACGAACUGUUUAUUCUGACAUCAACCUUUCUUAAAAAUGGAUAUGUUUAAUUUAAAAAAUUAUGCGAGUUAGUUUACAAAACCCCAUAGUUUUUAAGAAAAUAUCAUUCAUAAACCUUCAAAUUUGGUAUAGCUCUGAAGAAGCCAAUCCGGUAAAACUCCAUGCACCUAGUCUUUGCAUAACAUACUUUAGCCAUCAGCUUAAAUGGGCCCCAAAUGAAGUGUAAGUUGUUCUGAAUAAAUAAUUCGAUGUGCGUAUGUUAGUUCACUUGUAUUUACGGUCUGUUACUCAUUGCGUCCUUUCCUUUACGACAUUCGAGGGUAACCGUCAUCAUGGUUUAUCAAAGGACAAAAAAGGUGAGUUUCGACUAUUUUAUACUUUUUUCAUUUCAAUGACUUUCCCACAUCUAUUAUUCAACGUAAGAAUUUAAGUCGUCUUAUCGACGUUGCUAUUGUUACUAUCGUAUUCGUCGAUCAAACUUUCUUUUCAGUCAAUAACUCCAGCUCCAUAACGAACACUCCCACCAAAGUAUCUACUUAAUUUAGUUUUCCUUUUUACAAAAUACAAGUUUCAGUCAAGUAAGU
This is a messenger RNA of Schistosoma haematobium, 6468 nucleotides long. RefSeq lists its product as uncharacterized. The coding region runs from base 368 to 1213 and encodes 281 amino acids. The record is from RefSeq and is a predicted model, not a curated record. NCBI's taxonomy places the organism in Eukaryota, Metazoa, Platyhelminthes, Trematoda, Strigeidida, Schistosomatidae. The transcript has 8 exons. Gene Ontology annotation, biological process: regulation of G protein-coupled receptor signaling pathway.